AUGAAUUUGUUGCCAAAAGCCGCAGAUGAAUUUCGUAGCCGAGAUUAUUGGGAUCAAUUUUUCGAUAAAGUUGGCGGAGAAGCUUUCGAAUGGUAUUCGGAUUUUAUUGAUCUAGCCGAUGUUCUUUGCAAAUAUAUAAAGCCACGUGACGAAGUGUUGAUUAUUGGUUGUGGUAAUUCCACAUUAAGCAGUGAUUUAUACGAUACAGGAAUUGAACACAUUACCAAUGUCGAUCUAUCGGAUAAUGUGAUCAAGAAAAUGAAGAAACAAAAUGACAAACGACGUCCAAACAUGAAAUGGUUGCAGAUGGACGCACGACAAAUGACAUUCGAAGAUAAUCAAUUCAGUGUCGUGUUAGAUAAAGGAACUAUCGAUGCAUUGAUGUCAAAUAAGAGUGAACAAGUACUCUCAGAUAUUGAUCAAAUUCUUGGUCAAAUCGAUCGUGUUCUUCGUUUGACAGGCCGUUUCAUAUGCAUAACACUUGCACAAAAACAUAUUCUUGACCAUAUAUCACAGUAUUUUUUCGAUAGCAAAUCAUGGCUUCUUCGGUAUCAUCAUAUUCAAACAAGUAAAGCAUUUGCAUUGCCCGUCCUCGCAUUUGUUUUCACCAAAAUACCAAUGAAAAAUCCAUUAAUCGAACUUCAGUUGUACAACAGUGCAGAGAACAACUGGCUGCGAUAUCAUGAUUUACCUGAAGCGAUCAGUGCAAUUCAACAAUGUCAAAUGACUUGCUUCAAAAAAUACGAUUUCAAACAGAAAUUCACUCCUGGUAGGGAAACACCGAUUGUCGAUCUGUAUGCCGAAGGAAAUCAAGCGAAGCGUCGAUAUCAAAUGAUUGUUGUCAAUAGCCUAACAAAGUACCGCAAUAAACCAUUUGCUGCCUUCAUCGUUCCUAAAUCCAGAAAUCUAGACUGGCUUUAUUCAACACCAGCUGGCCGACAACAAAUUAUCUCGAAUGCAACCUAUACAACCAUUGCUUUCAUCUAUUUACAACCUGAUGAAGACUAUCGCGAUCUAGAGCAAGUUAAGAGCGAAAUGACUAAUGCUGUAUUGGAUUUUAAACCAGCUAAUUUGCCAGAGAAUGUUCAAAUUCCUUUCUUGUCAUCAUCAGAGGGCAUUGGUCAGGUGAAAGUUUGUGAACAUUCGUCCUCCUUCAUUAUCGAAGAUUGCCUUUGUGGAAAUGAGAAUGAAUGGAAGCGACGAUUACGCUUUGAUGCCAGUCCGAAUCUCAUUCAAAGUGAAAUUGAUUUGACUUUAGAUAAGAAAACCAAUGCCUUGGUUCCGGACUAUUCGAUAUUGGAAAAUGAUUAUCAUGGGAUUAUUGUCGCUUGUUUGAAGACUCAUUUUCUUGCUACAAAGAAAGUUGAACCAAAUGGUAAUUGGUUGUUGGUUGGCCUCGGCGGCGGUGUUCUGACUAUGAAGUUGAUGCGAGCGUUUCCAAAAAUACAUUUGACCGGUGUGGAUAUCGACAGUGAAAUGAUCCGAAUAGCGAAAACUUGGUUCGGCUUGGAUGAUACUCUUUCGACAUGUGUAGUCGCUGAUGGUAUUCAAUUUCUUCAACGUCAAGUCGAAGAAAAAGUGAAAUACGAUGUGAUUAUAUUCGAUGUGAAUAAUAAUGAUAGUCAAAGUCCAUUGCGGUGCCCACAUCCCGCAUUUCUCGAUAAUUCGGUGUUAGAAAAUGUGAAGUGUUUACUUUCCACUCAACCCGGUGUGUUUGUAUUGAAUUUUGCUUCGCGUGAUGACACCAACCAUGAUCGUGAAGAUUGUUUGAAACGUUUGACAACGAAUUUCCAUCACCUAUCAUCGGUCAAGCUCGAUGAUGACAUCAAUGAGAUCAUGUUCGCAAGUGAAGAUAACACAUUGAACGUGGCAACGAAUAAUAAAAAGUUAUCUCAACAGAACUUAUCGUUUAAUUUUGAUCUGGAAGAAUUGUUAUCGAAAGUCAAAAUUGAAAAAUAA
Messenger RNA from Adineta ricciae, 1959 nucleotides. Lineage: Eukaryota; Metazoa; Rotifera; Eurotatoria; Adinetida; Adinetidae. The record is from the annotation of a GenBank genome assembly.